GAGUCAGUUUUGACGUCACGUGAGCCUCUAACUUAAGCCUAUUCCCACUUAGCGGACUUCAUUCUCGUUUCCGUGCUUCCACCGUCGACUUCUUCUUCGUUUCGAAUUAUAAGACAACCACAAUAUGGGAGGCUUUCAACAGAGGCCUUGGACUCCCACAAAAAGGCGUGGACCGAUCGCUGCCGAAUACACCAGCCCUGGACCGGCAUGUGUGACAUUGCCAAACCUCUUAGGUACAUCCUCCACUGAUUCCAAAAACGGAAGAGCUCCUGCGUUUAGUUUUGGUGCUAGGCAUGGCGGCAAAAAUGACACUGUAGGACCUGGUCCAGGACAGUACAAUAUUACCGGACUCAGCUCAAAAGGUAAAGAUUGUCCUCCGGCUCUUUCUCUCCAUUCUCGAAAUAAGGACGAAAAGCAUGACAACACACCAGCUCCAGGUUAUUACGAUUUAGAAAAAAGCGACAAAGCGACACACGAUUCUUCACCAAAGUUCACGUUCGGUUAUAGAACACAUUUAGAGAAGCCGAGUUCGACGCCUGCACCUAACGUCUACAAAAUCCCCGGGGUCUUGGGGGCGACGAAGGAAGGGAACAAGUGUUCAGCGCCGUCGUUUAGUUUAUCCGGCAGGUCGAAAGAACCAGUCGACGAUAGAGUCAACACACCGGGCCCUGGGACGUACAACUCCAUGUCCGACGUGACCCUGCCCAAAUCUCCCGCAUACUCCGUCGCACCGAGAAUACAACCUCCCAGCGCCAACAACAUCAAACCCGGCCCAGGAACCUAUUCGCCAGAGAAGAUACGCAUUGAUAUACCACCGGCGCACACCUUCGGCAUCAAGCAUUCUGAAUACCUUGGAAAUUUGAGGAGCAUGAUGUGAGAUCACAGAGUCGAGAGACCUUUUCGUGCGCAACUAACAACAGUACAAAAGGCUUAAUCUUAAUCGAAAAAUAUUCUGACACGGAAAUAAAAACGUUUUAUUCUAACAAUUCUAAUUGUAUCGUGAUUAAAACAGGGAAUCCUUAAAAAAAUUAGUUGAUACAUGUUGCAGCUAACAUUUGCGUCGCUCCACAGUCAAAAAUGUCAAAUAACGCCCAUGAAGUAGUAAACCAUUUGUUAUUUCCAGAAAAAAAAUUAUAUAUAUUUUGUUCAAUUAAUAUUACAUUGUUUUGUUUUUAAAGCUUUUUUUAAAUUAAUAAUAAAUAUAAACUGUUCUUGUAAACAAUUACUCAAUAAAGGCUUGAGCAGUA
Messenger RNA from Cimex lectularius (bed bug), 1247 nucleotides. Its product is annotated as outer dense fiber protein 3-like. Gene Ontology annotation, cellular component: cytoskeleton. Bases 125 to 877 code for a protein of 250 amino acids. NCBI's taxonomy places the organism in Eukaryota, Metazoa, Arthropoda, Insecta, Hemiptera, Cimicidae. The transcript has 7 exons. The record is from RefSeq and is a predicted model, not a curated record.